Molecule: messenger RNA, 5704 nt
Organism: Pangasianodon hypophthalmus (striped catfish)
Lineage: Eukaryota; Metazoa; Chordata; Actinopteri; Siluriformes; Pangasiidae
Gene: eps15
Product: epidermal growth factor receptor pathway substrate 15
Exons: 25
Coding region: 121-3255 (1044 amino acids)
Biological process (GO): endosomal transport; endocytosis
Cellular component (GO): cytoplasm; clathrin coat of coated pit; plasma membrane
Molecular function (GO): calcium ion binding; cadherin binding
Source: RefSeq, a predicted model, not a curated record
AUCCAGCUCCGGAUGUAAUCCAGUAUAGUACGGGAUUCCAGCUCCGGGUUUUCUGGGUGCCUUUAUUGGCCUCAUCGCCUAUCGCAGAGCGCAGGAUGAAGUAGUGGGAACAGAAACAUUAUGGCUGCCAGUCUUUCCUUGACUCAGCUUUCGAGUGGGAAUCCUGUGUACGACAAGUACUAUCGACAAGUCGAUCCAUCUGGCAGUGGGCGAGUAGCAGCCACUGACGCGGCCUUGUUCUUGAAAAGGUCUGGUCUUUCAGACCUGGUCCUUGGCAAGAUAUGGGACUUGGCAGAUUCGGAACGCAAAGGCUUUCUGAACAAACAGCAAUUUUUUGUUGCACUGCGAUUAGUGGCUUGUGCUCAGAAUGGCCUUGAGGUUGCCCACAAAAGCCUCAGCGUGGCUGUGCCUCCACCAAAGUUUCACGACACAACCAGUCCCCUCCUCCCGGCAGGCGUGCCUAUUGACGGUCCAUGGAUGGUCAAGCCAGAGGAGAAGCUGAAAUUCGAUGCCAUCUUCGACAGUCUCACACCGGUGGGUGGCAUGCUCACAGGCGACAAGGUCAAACCAGUGCUGCUGAACUCCAAGCUCCCUGUAGAUGUGCUGGGCAGGGUUUGGGAACUUAGUGAUAUAGACAGAGAUGGAAUGCUGGAUAAAGAUGAGUUUGCAGUGGCUAUGUAUUUGGUGUACAGAGCUCUUGAGAAUGAGCCUGUGCCCAUGAUUCUGCCCCCUGCACUGGUUCCACCAUCGAAACGGAAAAAAGUGAAUUCACCUCCUGUCAUGCCACUCCUCCCUUCACCGCCAUCACUCAAAGAAAGGAGUUCCACUCACUCUGGGUCUCAAACAUUGCCAGCUAAACCCACACCUCCACAGUGGGUUGUGUCUCCUGGCGAUAAGGCUAAGUAUGAUGAGUUGUUUACUAAGACCGACAGUGAUAUGGACGGGUUGGUGUCUGGGCCGGAGGUGAGGGACAUCUUUCUAAAGACAGGACUGCCCUCUGCCACACUUGCUCGCAUAUGGGAGCUAUGUGACAUUGGAGACAUUGGGAAACUGACCAGAGAACAGUUUGCAUUGGCUCUCUAUUUAAUCAAUCAGAAGCUCUCUAAAGGCAUUGACCCACCCCAAACGCUCUCUCCGGAGAUGAUCCCUCCAUCUGAUAGGCUAUCGCGGCAGAAUAAUGCCUUGUCAUGUCAGGCUGCAGACUUCUCUGCCAUUAAAGAGUUGGACUCCCUCAGUAAUGAGAUUAUGGACCUGCAGAGGGAGAAAAGCUCUGUGGAACAGGAGAUCAAGGAGAAGGAAGAGAGCAUUAGACAGAGGACCAAUGAGGUGCAGGACCUGCAGGAUGAAGUGCAGAAAGAGAGCGAGGAGUUGCGGAAGCUACAGGCAGAGCGACAGGAGGUGCAGGAAGCGCUGGAGAGACUGGAUGAGCAACAGUUGUCCCUAGAGGCGCAGCUCAAGCUCAUACGCCAGCAGUGCAGUCAGGAGAACCAGCUGAUCCAGUCUCUUCAGGCAGAGCACUCUGAGCAGGAGCAGAGGAUAGGAGACUAUGAGGAUGAGUUGGUGAGGGCGAGAGAGGAACUGCUUUGUCUCCAGGAACAGACCCGCACUCUGGGGGAGAAGGUGCGCUCAGCCCGUGCUCAGCUCUGCCCUCUACAGGACGCUGUUACAGAGUCUCACACACAGAUUGCACAGAUGCAGGAACGACUGGCUGAUCUAAAGACAGAAGAGCGAGAGGUUGCAGCCCAGCUUACGUGGAAGGUCUUAGUAGAGGAGCCUCCGAUUGUCAAUGGAGCACCGCCCCCUGCUGAACAGCCCAAGCUGCUACAGUGGCCACAGCCUACAGAACAGCCAGCAAAGAAACAGGAAGAUGAGGAUGAAGAGGAGGAGGAGGAAGAGCUGACUCCCACAGAUGAGCCGCAGGAACUGAAAGUGACUGAAGAGCAGCUUGAGGAAGAAUCAUCAGAACUGUUUAUCAGUCCUAAGGAGCUUAAAAUUGAUCCUGUGGAAGACCCCUUCACCAGCGUGAUGUCCACAGCCAGCAGUCUUAGUGCAGCUUGGCCUCAGAACGAUACGGAACGUUCUUCUCCUGCUGUAGAAUGGGAGCUAAAGGGAGUGGAAAUGAAACAGCAGGCCAGCACCAGCAUCACAAAGGUGGAGUCUCCAGUUCCAGAGCAGAAGGAGGAGUCCUCCCAACCCAUAAGUGCUCAAAGUGAGAGCUCAGCAUCCAUCCCUGCAGUCGACUUCUUUCCAUCUGAUCCCUUCACUGACGGUGACCCUUUCAAAAGUGAUGACCCCUUCGCAAAAGACAUUGCAGAUCCAUUUGGCGGUGACCCUUUCAAAGGCACAGACCCAUUUGCCACUGACUCCUUCUUCAAACAGUCCUCCUCAACCACAUUCUCCUCAGAAGAUCCAUUUGCUUCUUCUGACCUGUUCAGUUCAAACACAGGCUCUGCAGAACCAGACCUGUUCUCCUCCCACCUUAACAACACGGCUGCAUCUGAUCCAUUCUCUAAAUCAAAUGCAGUGGCAGCAGAUCCGUUUAGUUCUAGCAGUGGCAGCACAGCAUUCACUUCCAAAAUGGAUGACCUUGAUGACUCUGAUCCAUUCAGCUCAGCAGCUGGGGCAGGGAAUGACCCGUUUGUUGGGUCAGAGCUGUCGUCAAAGGAAACACCAGCAGUUGCUAAUGACCCAUUUGCUCCUGGAGGAACAGUGGUGAAGGCUGACUCAGACCCUGAUCCCUUUGCCACAGUAUUUGGUACUGGUACUGAGUCCUUUGUAGGAGGUUUUGCAGACUUCAGAAAUUUGGAAAAGUCUAAUGGCGCUGACCACUUUGCUUCAUCAAGCGCACCUAGUAAGAAUCUAUUUAAGGAAGAAAACCAGUCAGAUGUGCCUCCAGCAUUACCACCCAAAACUGGCACGCCUACCAGACCACCUCCUCCUCCACCAGGUAAGCGGUCGAACAUCCACCGAUCAGAAUCGUCAGACUCAGUUCAGAGGCGUGGAAUGGGGGAGUUUUCCUCCCUCCCUGCUAAAGACACUGUGCCAGACCCUUUUGCUCCCUCUGCCCCCUCCCAAGUCCCGCGCGAGCCUGACCGAUUUGCCACCUUUGACAAAUACCCCACAGAAGAGGACAUGAUCGAAUGGGCAAAGAGGGAGAGUGAGCGAGAGGAGAGGGAGCGUGUGGCCCGACUCACCCAGCAGGAGCAGGAGGAUCUGGAACUAGCCAUCGCUCUCAGCAAAUCAGAACUCUCCUGACCUGAACCGCCCUCGAACCACACUGCCGAGGAAGAAGAGGAAAGGAUGAAGAGCUAAACUUACGGGUGCUGGGAUUUCACAAUCCCACUAGUUUUAGUGCAGUCUAAAUCUCCCCUCCCCCUCCCAGUUCCUCAUCCACUACCUGUCAGUACGUCAUCUCUCUCCAUGUUGCCAGUGACUCUUCUGAAAACAGUGUGGGUUUGGGGGAGAAUUGGUGAAAAGGUGAAGGACUAAACACAACCCGUGGUGUGUUACUUUCAGCUAUGUUUUUUUGUGUUUAAAAAUCAGUCAACUUUAUAUAUUUCUAACUCAGUCAAACAAUUGGCACUAUGAAGUGUCACUGGCACAUUAACACACUUUCCCCACUUGCUACACUUCUUGUCAUUGCUAUGGAUUACAUAAAUUGGUUUAAAUGCAAAUAUGCAAAAAAAAAAAAAAAAAAACUUUGACAGGUUUGACGUUAAUCAGAAAAACCUAGCCCUUUUAACCUAGUGUGUUUAUUUUGCAUGAUGUGAUAAUGAUAAAACUGAGCAUUGUGAGGUUAUAGUCAGGAAUGAAGGUGUAAGAAAAUAUUGUCAGUGAAAGUGCCCUGGAUAUAAAUACAAAAUUAGUGGUUAAGUUUAGAAUAAGUGGUUAAUAAGUUUAUAGUAAGUGACAUGAAAUUAGAUAUCUUUCAUGACAUAAGAAAAUACAAUUAUAACGUGAUAGAAAGAGUUGCUCCAUGAUCAAUACUCAUUAUUUUGGUAUGUGGUGUGCCCAGAACUUGUUUUUCUAUUGGAUGGCUGUUUAUAAAUUGGUUUAGUGUAGGCAGGUUGGAACCCAACACAUUUUGAGCAGGGAAAUCACUAAAGACACCUGCAGAUGUGUCUGUACUGGACUCUGGCCCUCCUGGACUGGAGUUGGAACCCCUGCUUUAGCGUAUGGAAGUAGUGUUGAAGCCAGGGCACUUCACUGAUUUUAUGGGAUUCCGUUUAGACUCAAACACCUGAUUGAAUUUUUAAGGCACUCUAACUCAAAGUAGUUCUUGUGCCAGAAGUUUGCCUCAGAUAUGACAUUCAAAACCCAAUUGGAAUGUCUGCAGAAUUGAAAUAACCAGCUUUAGAGGGAUUGUUUGUUUCUAAAUUUUUCAAUAGUCCUUUAGUUCUCCAUGCAUAUGAGAAUUUGUAAAACUACAGUAUAUAAAUAUCCGUUUAUAAGUAUGUAUGAAAAUGUAAUUGUACUAUACAUAUACACUAUGUGUGCAUUCUCUAAUCAUUUCUCUAAUCAUAUCCUUCACACAUAAUAUUGCAAAAUGCAAAAGAAGACACUAUUGUCAGAGGCAGUAGGACAUGAAACAAUAUUAAAAAUAUAUAUAUAAUAAUAUAAACAGUAAGUAAUUGGUUUCCAGUGCCUAAAACCAAGGAAAACCUACUUUUGGGAAAUGCCUCUUACAUUUCUAUUAACUUAUCUAUUUCUCUAAACCUUAAUAAACUUAAGUUGCUGAAGGCUAAUAGAAGGAAUGACUGUGCAAUAUGUCUAAGAAUGUCAAAUUAAGGGGAGUUUUUCUUCUGAUGUCAGAGUGGCAAUGAAUAGACCUUUAACCACUAAACAUUUCAAAAGAUUAUAGAUUAAUAUUCACCCUAUACAAUUUAAGUGUCGUGGUCAUUGAUUUUCAAUUUUUUGUUUCUCUUUAAUUGGAUAUUACGGAAUUACGAAUGUCUUGUGCCAUUUCAGCUGGUUACAAACAAGUGAACUUCUGUAGCACUGGAGUUGUUAAACCAUCCUCUGUGCCUGUCCUUUGGGUUUAAACUCAAGGCCAUUGUCUACAUUCUAAAGUCUUAAGUGACCACAAGAACAAUAUCUUACCCUUUUGGACAAUAGAUGCACUUUGUCACGCAGACUUUACAUAUGAAAGCAUUGCUCACGCUGACUUGUAUCAGAUGACUUUUCAAAUGUCAUUGGAUCAAGAAUGCCCUUUUGCUUCAGAUAUUUCCAUUAUUCUUAAAGAUCUGUCAGUCUUUAAAAAAGAAAAAGGUAGACAUUUAAAAAAAAGUGCAAGUUAACCUGACAGUUUUCUGACCAAUACAACAUUUGCCUCACAGUUGAUAAACGUUUUUAUGAGCAUUAUGAACACAGCAUUAUACCCUUUAAACCAGAUUGAAGUAUUGCUUUAGACAUAUUGCUUUAGCACUCUGUUUUAAGGAAAGAUUUGGGUUUCUGAUUGUAACUGCUUCUCUGAGUCCUGUUAAAAUGAUCUGUGCUUUUGCUCAUCAUGUAUGUAUGUAUAGGCCUUUAACUCUCCUGACGCGAAACCACUUGUGUAUUGGCGUUCUACAGACUUUUUAAAACUGGCUUAAUGUAUUUUAUUUUUUUAACUUUACAGAAUGUGUCCCUUUUAACAAGGACAGAGGUUAAAUAUGUUAAGUAACAUGUAAUUAACGCUAAAGAAUAAAUAUGAACGUUUCAAACA